GCGGGGCCGGGGCCCGAGCGAGCGAGCGGGAACAUGGCCGCGGAGCCGGAGAGCCCGAACCCCAGCGCCCGCAUCAUGACGUUCCGCCCCAGCGCCGAGCAGUUCCGGGACUUCGGCCGCUACGUCGCCUACAUCGAGUCCCAGGGCGCCCACCGGGCCGGGCUCGCCAAGGUAAUUCCCCCAAAGGAGUGGAAACCGCGAACAUGCUACGAUGAUAUUGAUGAACUGGUCAUCCCGGCUCCAAUUCAGCAGGUGGUGACAGGACAAUCUGGCCUCUUCACACAGUACAACAUCCAGAAGAAGGCUAUGACUGUCCGGGAAUUUAGAAAAAUUGCAAAUAGUGACAAGUACUGCACACCCCGAUAUACCGACUUUGAGGACCUUGAGCGGAAAUACUGGAAGAACCUCACUUUCAAUGCCCCCAUCUAUGGUGCUGAUGUUAAUGGCACACUCUAUGAGAAGCAUGUACAUGAGUGGAAUAUUGGCAGGUUGAACACAAUCCUGGACGUAGUGGAGAAUGAAAGUGGCAUCACCAUUGAGGGAGUGAAUACCCCUUACCUCUACUUCGGCAUGUGGAAAACCUCCUUUGCCUGGCAUACUGAGGACAUGGACCUCUAUAGUAUUAAUUACUUGCACUUUGGAGAACCCAAGUCAUGGUAUUCCAUCCCUCCAGAGCAUGGGAAGCGACUGGAGCGACUUGCCAAAGGCUUCUUUCCAGGAAGUGCCCAGAGUUGUGAAGCUUUUCUCCGUCACAAGAUGACCCUCAUCUCUCCAUUGAUAUUGAAGAAAUAUGGCAUCCCAUUUGAUAAGGUGACACAGGAAGCUGGAGAAUUCAUGAUAACAUUCCCUUAUGGUUAUCAUGCUGGCUUUAAUCAUGGGUUUAAUUGUGCUGAAUCUACCAACUUUGCUACUCUUCGGUGGAUUGAAUAUGGAAAGCAGUCUGUGUUAUGCUCAUGUCGGAAGGAUAUGGUGAAGAUCUCCAUGGAUGUUUUUGUGAGGAAAUACCAGCCAGAUCGCUACAAGCUCUGGAAAGCAGGGAAAGAUGUGACUGCCAUUGACCACACUCUUCCCACACCAGAGGCAGCAGAGUUCUUCAAGGGGGAGCUCCUCCAGAAAGUCAAGAAUGGGAAGCAGUGCAGUGAGGAAAUAGAAACUGGGGAGGCAUGUAAAGAGGAUGUGGACAUGGACGAGAAGAAGAGUCUGCCCAAGCAUCGCAUAGGAACCAAGAGGCACAGGGUCUGCCUCGAGGUGCCCCAAGAGGUGAGUCAGAGCGAAGCCUUUCCGAAGGAGGAGCUGAGCUCUGUGCAGUAUGAGGUGGAAGUGGCAGAGCCUCCUGUCAGACCCACUAGUGAGCUUGUGCAGCAGGGUGAAGAUGGACUCCCAGUUUCAGAUUAUGUGGAUUCUUCAGAAGUCAAAUUUGAAGAACUGAAAAAUGUAAAACUGGAGGAGGAGGAGGAGGAGGAAGAGCAAGAGGCAGCUGCACUGGAUCUUUCCAUUCCUCAUUCAGUCAAUUCCACCUCAGCCUUCACUGCUUCUAAGCAGAGUUCAGCUUUCAGCCUUCAGCCCAGCUCUCCAGCAUAUUCUACAUCUUCAGAGUCUGAGUCAGCUGAACUAUUGCCCCGGCGAAGGCUUGGCCAAGCCGGGGUUCUUACUGUUCAUAGCUAUGCUAAAGGAGAUGCCAAUGGCGCUGACAGUGAACAUGCUUCAGGGAAGAAAGCCAGCACUACAGCCAGUGUGAAUGAACAGGAGCUUGCAGAGGUGGCGAAGGAGUACAUGAGAUCAAUGAAAGAGAGUAAAAAGUCAAAGGGUCGUCGCCAGCCCUUGAGCAAACUUCCUCGUCAUCAUCCUCUUGUGGUUAAAGACUGCAUCAGUGAUGAUGAGAUGUCGGAGCAACUGACUCCUGAAGAAGAGGCUGAGGAGACAGAGGCUUGGGCCAAACCACUUAGCCAGCUGUGGCAGAAUCGCCCGCAGAAUUUUGAGGCAGAAAAAGAAUAUAAUCAGACCAUGGCUGAGCAGCCCCCUCACUGUGCUGUCUGCAUGCUCUUCCAGACAUACCAGGCAGAAUGUGGAGGCCAUGGUCAGAGCCCUGGAGUUGCUCCAGGUACUGCCACCAGGAAGGUACGAACCAAACCUCUGAUUCCUGAGAUGUGCUUCACUGCAACUGGCUGCAGCACUGACCUCAAUCUCUCAACCCCUUACCUGGAGGAAGAUGGAACCAGUGUCCUGAUCACCUGCAAAAACUGCAGUGUCUGUGUUCAUGCUAGUUGUUACGGUGUGUCCCCUGACAAGGCCACUGAAGAGUGGAUGUGCUCCAGGUGUACAGCCAAUGCUUUAGAGGAGGACUGCUGCUUGUGUUCAUUACGAGGAGGUGCGCUGCAGAGAGCCAAUGAUGACAAGUGGGUCCAUGUGAUGUGUGCUGUAGCUGUACUGGAGGCAAAAUUUGUGAAUAUUGCAGAGCGCAGUCCAGUGGAUGUUGGCAAAAUCCCCCUGCAGCGAUUCAGACUGAAAUGCAUCUUCUGUAAGAAGCGGAGGAAGAGAAUUGCAGGUUGCUGUGUGCAGUGCUCUCAUGGUCGCUGUCCUACGUCCUUUCAUGUCAGCUGUGCUCAAGCAGCUGGAGUCAUGAUGCAGCCUGAUGACUGGCCAUUUGUUGUCUUCAUUACCUGCUUUAGGCAUAAGAUUCCAUCCCAGGCAGAGCGAGCUAAAGCGGCUCUGCAGGAUCUCUCAGCUGGGCAAAUGGUCAUCAGCAAGCACAAGAAUGGUCGUUUCUAUCAGUGCGAAGUGGUCAAUCUUACAAAGGAAACCUUCUAUGAAGUCAACUUUGAUGAUGGCUCCUUCAGCGAUAACCUCUAUCCAGAGGACAUUGUGAGUCGAGACUGUCUUCAGCUGGGUCCUCCUGCUGAAGGAGAAGUCGUGCAAGUCAGAUGGACAGAUGGACAAGUCUAUGGAGCCAAAUUUGUGGCCUCACAUGCCAUCCAGAUGUACCAGGUGGAAUUUGAAGAUGGAUCCCAGCUGAUGGCGAAGAGAGAUGAUGUGUACACCCUUGAUGAGGAGCUUCCAAAGAGAGUCAAAUCAAGGCUGUCAGUAGCUUCAGAUAUGCGCUUCACAGAAAUCUUCACAGAGAAGGAGGUCAAACAAGAGCGGAAGAGACAAAGAGUGAUCAACUCACGCUAUCGGGAGGAUUACAUCGAACCUGCACUGUACCGGGCCAUCAUGGAGUAAGCACUGCCUAUGGUAGAGAAGGAGAGAUGCCAACCUCCCAAUGGAUUCUAACACUCCAGUACAACAGAGGCCAAACUUGGACAUUUCAAAUCCAUGUUUUUUUUUAAAAAGGAAGCUACAAUACUGUACCCUGCAGUAGCUGAAAGGAGAUUGUUGGCCGGUGGAACCAUUCAGUGUUGCAACAGUGGAUGCCUGCCUGCAGGCUCCUCCCCUGAAGUUGUCUGCACUGAACAAGCAUCCGGCAAGCCAGCUUGGGAGUUCUGCCUUCCACAGCUUAUCUCCUCAAACAGUCUCUCAUUGUUUCUGCUUGUCUGAGACAAAAUUGACAGGUGGCAAACUCUUCUGGGAACUUCACCUGGGCAUCUUGGCAGCUGCAGGAGGAUACAAAGUGUGUAGUUUUUGUUGAAUAAUGUUCCUGAUUCUGGGAGUCUCUCCCCAAUGGCCACACCUGCACCGAGCAGGCAGUAUUACUGGUGCUUGACAUUGAACCCCUUUUUAUAUUUAUAUCUGUGUGUUUUGUCUGGAGCAGCUUCAGUUUCUUGUUUCUCAGCAUCUCCCCUCUGAGGGUGGAGCCUCAGGCUGUGCAGAGCCAAGUGGAUUGGAGGCGUUUGUGUGAAGAGAUGAAAUGUGAAAAUCAAAUCCGAUUGGACGAGCUAUUUAACCCUCCAUUUAGCUUUUGUUCUGAUUUGAUAUUUUGAGACUUACUCGUGUUUAACUGUAAUGGUCUGUGCCUACGUAUAAAUAGGAAUCUGUCUGGAGCCUCCUGCAGUGCAACCCUCUAACAAGAAUAUUCAUUCAGCCCCCAAAGAGUACUUUAGCGUACACUUCACUAAGGCAAUAAAGACCAAAGGGUCCUAGAGAGCCAAACACCACAGUAUUGGUUAUGACAGGGCAGCAGUGUCUGUAGAAUCCAGCACCUUGUCUGUGGCCAUGCUGCCACAGGCUCUUACUUAGGAUAAUUAGAUCUGAGUAUAGGCCCCAGUUACAAGAUGCACUGAACUGUACUUGUUAAUGAAUGGUUGUGUAGUGCCACUCAGAAGCAGAAGUGCUGCCACGUUCUUCUGUCUGGCCACAGCUGGUAGGGCAUCUGUUCUUUAAAAUCCUGUGUAGAGCAUUAAUUGGACACACUCUUAGUUGUAUCGGAUAGACUUGACUAUCCCAACAAUGGAAAGCUGUCAGUUCAGGAGCCAUGCAUUGCGUGCAUCCUGAAGAUGUUCUGACAUGCUCCUAGUAAAGCAUUAACAAGUUAAAGCAGCAAUUGAAUAAGGAUGUGUGGCUUUCCCACCCUCUGGGAAAGGGAUUUUAGACUGUGGGCAGACUGGCUGCCUUCCAGCUGCAUGGAGUGACUUGGGUAGUUUCCCUUUGUUGAGGAAAAAAUCGUACAAAUAUACUCAGUUUUUUUAUUUUAAUUCUCUUCACUGACAUAGACCCAUCGCUGUAGUAAAGGGACCUUGUGUACACAAGACCCUGAUUUAUAGCAGUUUCUUCUUUGUUUCUAUAAGAACACUAUAAACCAAAUUAUUUUGAAAUCUGGUGCAUCAACUUGUUGAUUAGCAAUAAAAUGUAGUGUUGUGCAGUGACUUUUUGACUCUUGAUCAGCAAAGUAAUAAACAACAAGCUUUUU
Molecule: messenger RNA, 4843 nt
Organism: Emys orbicularis (European pond turtle)
Lineage: Eukaryota; Metazoa; Chordata; Testudines; Emydidae
Gene: KDM4A
Product: lysine demethylase 4A
Exons: 21
Coding region: 34-3219 (1061 amino acids)
Biological process (GO): regulation of gene expression; chromatin remodeling
Cellular component (GO): nucleus; chromatin
Molecular function (GO): histone H3K9 demethylase activity; histone H3K36 demethylase activity
Source: RefSeq, a predicted model, not a curated record